This is a messenger RNA of Dalotia coriaria, 2464 nucleotides long. It is a transcript of the gene Orco, whose product is annotated as odorant receptor co-receptor. The transcript is spliced from 9 exons. Gene Ontology annotation, cellular component: plasma membrane. Bases 267 to 1706 code for a protein of 479 amino acids. Gene Ontology annotation, molecular function: odorant binding; olfactory receptor activity. Lineage: Eukaryota; Metazoa; Arthropoda; Insecta; Coleoptera; Staphylinidae. Gene Ontology annotation, biological process: sensory perception of smell; detection of chemical stimulus involved in sensory perception of smell. The record is from RefSeq and is a predicted model, not a curated record.
GGGCGAUUUGCAGGUGACAACCAUUUCCUAAGGACUUCAGUUCAUCGUAGGAGAUACCUCGAUGUGGUCGGGUUGAAGUUUUGAAUUUGGAAUUUCGAAUCACAAUCCUUCUUUGGAUGUUUAUUGUAAACAUUUAAUACGUGGACUUGUUUUUCACUAGGAAUGUAGUGCCUUCAAAAGUGUGGAUUUUUCUUUAAUAUUUUUGUGUAAAAAAUCUGAAAUAAAUUUGAUUACCAACAAAUUGUUUGAGUUUCAACGCGAUCAAAAUGAUGGAAUUUAAGGUGCAGGGCCUUGUGGCCGAUCUCAUGCCUAAUAUUAGGCUCAUGCAAGCUGCCGGCCAUUUUAUGUUCAAUUAUCAUGCGGAUAAUAGUGGUGCGCUACAUACUCUCAGGAUUGGCUAUUCCUGCUUGCAUUUGUUGUUGGUUUUAGCUCAGUUUGGCUUCACUUUUGGCAAUCUGGCAUUGCAAAUGGAUGAUGUGAAUGAUUUAGCUGCAAACACCAUCACGGUUCUAUUCUUUACCCAUUGCAUCACCAAAUUUGUGUAUUUCGCUGUCCGAUCCAAACUCUUUUAUCGGACACUAGGAAUUUGGAACAAUCCCAAUUCUCAUCCGUUGUUCGUAGAAUCAAACAAUCGUUACCACGGCAUCUCCUUAACGAAGAUGCGUCAAGUGCUGAUGAUUGUGUUAGUUGGAACCAUUUUUAGUGCAGUUUGCUGGACUGCAAUUACAUUUGUUGGUGACAGUACCCAUACUCACAAGGACCCCAACAAUGAGAAUGAAACUAUUACUGAGCCCAUUCCACGAUUGUUGAUUAAUUCAUUUUAUCCCUGGAAUGCCAUGUCUGGACUACCAUAUGUACUGUCUCUUGCCUACCAGGUUUACUACGUGCUGUUUUCAAUGCUGCACGCUAACUUGCUGGACGUUCUCUUCUGCUCCUGGUUAAUCUUCGCCUGUGAGCAAUUGCAACAUCUCAAAGGGAUCAUGAAACCUCUAAUGGAACUCUCUGCCACGCUUGACACCUACGUUCCAAAAAGUGCUGAACUGUUUAGAGCUGCAAGUGCCAAUUCACAAGACAAUUUGGUCGAAAAUGACUACAACAACAUGAAGAACGAAGACCUCGACCUCAAGGGCAUUUACAGCACUCAGCAGGAAAUGGGAAUGAACUAUCGUUCGGGAGCACUUCAGCAAUUUGGGAAUGGUGGCGGGAUUGGUCCCAAUGGUCUCACGAGGAAGCAGGAGUUAAUGGUGCGUUCUGCCAUCAGAUACUGGGUUGAGAGACAUAAGCACGUUGUCAGAUUGGUUACGGCUAUUGGAGAUGCCUAUGGAAUUGCCCUCCUGCUUCACAUGUUGACCUCGACUAUCACCUUAACUUUGCUUGCGUACCAGGCAACAAAGAUUGAUGGUGUUACCAAGUACGCCGCCACUGUCCUCGGCUAUCUGUUCUACGCCCUUGCCCAAGUAUUUCUCUUCUGCAUUUUUGGCAACCGCCUCAUUGAAGAAAGCUCAUCGGUCAUGGAAGCCGCUUACAGUUGCCACUGGUAUGAUGGUUCAGAGGAAGCGAAGACUUUCGUCCAGAUCGUCUGUCAACAAUGUCAAAAAGCCAUGUCAAUAUCCGGCGCCAAGUUCUUCACAAUUUCUUUGGAUCUCUUUGCUUCGGUACUUGGUGCAGUAGUCACCUACUUCAUGGUGUUGGUGCAACUCAAAUAAACCACCAAAAAACAAGGAAAUUUGAAGAAACUAAACACAUUAAUUUUGUUACGAUUGCUUUUUAAGAAGUUUAUACAAAUAAGACUUGCAACUGUCGGUAUGAUGAAAAUGUCGCACUUUGCAUCAAGUUUAUUUAAUUUGUAAGUUUUAAAGAUCACCCUAAAAUAUAUUUUGAUAAUAUAAUCUUUGUUUUAAAUGACAGAUAAUAAGACAAAAUAAGCAUUCAAAAGUGUCUUAUUAAAAUAGUGUAUUUUUAACAUUUAAUACCAAUAUUUUUAUGGCAAAUGAAUGCAAAAUGAAUACCAGAUCACGAUACAGUUGGUCAGUUAGCAGUUAAAAGUUACUACCAGAUGACAGAAUUAAAGGUGCCAAGAAAUACAUAGCGGUUUAUUAUUUCAAUAUAAAAUGCCGCAACAAGUUUAUUCGAAACAAAUAAACGUUGUGUACCAUGAUCGCAAUAGAAACAGAUACCUACCUCAUUCUUUUGUUUUAGAAAUUUAACAUAUUAAUAACUGAAAUUUUAAACAUUGUUAUAUUCCACUCCAACAUAAUUGUUGCAGCAGAGGGGAAAUUAUUCAACGCAUUAUUAAAAUUAAAAAGGCACUGAGAUAUUUAAUUGUUAUCCACGUAAAAUUAGAGAUUACUAAAACUAAUAAAUUACCAACAAUCAUUAGAAAAUUUGAUAUUAUAAAUAUAAUUAUUGCUGUUAAGAGAAUUACGAGAUUUAAAAUAAAUAAAUGUGUAUUUAUCAUCACAAA